Messenger RNA from Oppiella nova, 593 nucleotides. The record is from the annotation of a GenBank genome assembly. NCBI's taxonomy places the organism in Eukaryota, Metazoa, Arthropoda, Arachnida, Sarcoptiformes, Oppiidae.
CAGUCAAACAGUGAACCACUGAAUGACUGAAUCACUGAAACACUCACUCAUUGUCUCAUUGCCUGUCAUUCACUGACAUGUCUUUGGCGGACGCUGUGGUCCAUGCGUUCACUCUGUCCGAUGAGGUCGUGAACCGACUCUUCGUCCAAAAGCCCUUCAUUUUCGGCGAAAUUCGGUUUUUGACGAAAUGUUUUGAAACCCGAAUCGAAGAGGAUUUGAAACAAUUGAAUGAAUGCACGGAUCAGUUGAAUGACACCAAAGACACGAAGAUAGAGGAGGCCAUCGAUUGGUGCCAUCGUUUCGAUGACAAACUUAAUGUCUGUACGGAUUCCGUGCAGAAUCUCAUGCAAGAGAUUCUGGGCUUAGAAUCGAUGCAAUCGGUCGACAGGAAUGAUGUCUUAAGGACUAAGAGAGAGCACAGGAAUGAAGUGAUGGUUGAGUUGAUUGACAUCUCGAGGAAUAAGAUCAAUGAAGUGGACGCUCAGCACGAAGAACAGGAAAAACAAUUAAGAGAUUAUUACAAAGAUUUGGAGACAAAGCUUAAGAUUAUUCCCAAUUCUAGUGAUCAUUAAAUUGACGAAUAUUUUGCAGAC